This is a messenger RNA of Lichtheimia ornata, 1482 nucleotides long. RefSeq lists its product as uncharacterized. The coding region runs from base 1 to 1482 and encodes 493 amino acids. Gene Ontology annotation, cellular component: nucleus. Gene Ontology annotation, molecular function: single-stranded DNA binding; 3'-tyrosyl-DNA phosphodiesterase activity; double-stranded DNA binding. Gene Ontology annotation, biological process: single strand break repair; double-strand break repair. The record is from RefSeq and is a predicted model, not a curated record. The transcript has 13 exons. Lineage: Eukaryota; Fungi; Mucoromycota; Mucoromycetes; Mucorales; Lichtheimiaceae.
AUGUCUUCAGUAAAACACCCCCGAGACCACAGCGACGUCAAUGACGAAGAAACCGAUUCACGGAAGAAGUUCAAAAGCUUACAUUACGUCGAUGCUGGAGUGCGAUUGCUAGAGUCAAAGCCAGUGACGAAUGCAGAAAACAUCGGCUGUGUUACACUGAAGGAUAUCAUUCGCCAUGAUCAUCUCGAAAGCAUGUAUCAAUUCAACUUUACAGUCAACUUGGAUUUCCUUAUGGAUGCACUACACCCCAAGGUGCGCGACACUGCUCAAGUAACCGUCAUCCAUGGGCAUCGUUUUGAUGAGACACGACUCGCAAUUCAGGCCGAUGCUAAACGUUACCCCAAUGUACGACUCUUGCUUCCCACAUUGCGUGACAAAUAUGGCACGCAUCAUACCAAGGCCAUGGUGCUCUUUUUCAAUAGAAACGGGGUGAAGACGGCUCGACUUGUAGUAUCAACGGCUAACCUAUGUCCUGAGGAUUGGGAACAAAUGACCCAAGGCGUAUACAUGUCACCCCUAUGUCCAUUGAAGCAAGACUCUCAACCAGUUGCUGGUACCGUCAUUGGUGCAGAAUUUGGAUCAGAAUUUGAACGGCACUUGAUCAGCUAUUUCCAAGCUUAUGGCCCUGAUUUAUCAGCCUUGAGGAAGCAGGUUGCACUCUAUGAUUGGUCUCAGUGCAAGGCGAUAUUGAUUGGAUCAGUUCCUGGAUAUCAUCGUGGAGGCACUAUGAACGAUUGGGGAUUAGGGCGCUUGGCUCAAGUAUUGCGAACACGUGUGAAGCUUUCUGAAAAAUGCUGUGAGCAAGGAUCAACCAUUGUUGCGCAGUGCUCUAGCUUUCCUGGUGUUACUGAAAAGUGGUUUGACAACGAUCUCGGUGCCUCACUUGCGGAAGCGACCAAUGCUAAAGCUGCUGUAAAGCCCACGCUCAAAUUUAUUUAUCCCACUGCCCAAGAAGUGCGAAGAAGCUGUACGGGCAUUGUGGAUAGUGCUGGAUUUUUGCGGCUUGAUCAGAAAACGUUCGAUCAACACGAAGGAUGGUUAAAAAAGCGUUUAUGUCGGUGGCAGAGCAAGCGAGCAGGACGGCAAAUCGUGAUGCCACAUAUCAAGACAUAUACACGCAUCACCGGUGAUGAGCUCGAAUGGUUUCUACUUACGUCUGCAAACCUCAGUCGAGCAGCCUGGGGACAAUACCAAAAGGACCAUACUCAAAUAUACAUCAAGAGCUAUGAGUUGGGGGUUUUAUUAUGUAGAGAACUGUUCCAGGAUCUAUCUGACGACGUCCAUCUGCUACCUGCCACGGUCGAAAAUCGCCUUCCUACAAUUGAAGAACCUAUGUCAUCAGCAACCAUUGUUCCAAUCCGGCUUCCCUAUGAUAUACCUAUUUUGCCAUAUGGACCUGAGGAUGAAUGCUAUACAAGGGGCUACGCAUCUCGAGCGCUGGAGGAUCAUUUUGGUUCAGGAUCAGCAAAUCUCAUAGAUUAG